AUGUAUUUCAAAACUUUCAGAAGAAUUCAUGAGACUUCAUUAGACUUCNCGCUCUCUUUAGCUGAUCGUUAUUCAGCUAGAGUUCGCGCUGCAUUUAAUCUCGAAUGGAAUCUUCCUCAAGAUUAUAGAAAUAUUAAUGCUUAUGAUAGAUGCAUUGCCAUACCUCCUAAAAUUCCUUACUACAAAGAGCCAAAUCAGGAUGCUAUAUUUUCAUCCAGGUUACCCAAUCAACGAAUUCCUCAACCUGAAUAUACUUCACUUUUAUCAUUGUUGAUUGCUGCUGGUCGUAAUGAUAUCAACAUUGGUCAAUAUAAUAUUAUAAGCGAAAGAAAUUCAUUGAGAAAAAUUGCAAUGAACAACGAAAAUUAUGUAGUAGGUGUGCAAAAGUUUGCUUCAACAUUAUUUCUAAGACGUUAUGAUCGUCGAAUCGUUGGUAUGAAUGAUUUUGGACAUCGAUUUGAACAAAUGUGUACACCUGAUUAUCAUCUCAAAGCUAAUUACUAUCAAUUGAUCGAAGGACGUUUUGGCAACCUCACAAUGUUAAUAAAAGCUGAAACCGAUGCGAUCUGUAAAAGAAAUGAAGAAGCAAUUGAGCUCAAAUGUCGAUCAAAUUCAGAUAUUCAAAAGGACGUUAAACGUCAAUAUUGGUUGCAAGCAUUUCUUGGUGGAGUAACAACGAUUGUUGUUGGUCAUCGUUCAAAUGAUCGACCGCUACGGCUUAUUGGAAAUGUUCAAAAUCAUAUAGUUGUGGACAUGAUUGACAAUGAAGAGAAAAAUAAAAUUCUAAAUCGAUUAUAUCAAAUUCUUCAUUUUCUUUCGGCUCAAGUUUUGGAAAUGAGCAAUAUUCCAUGUUAUUCGAAAUUCUACUGUGAUUGUGCUGAUCUUGAAGAAAAGAACGAAAAUGUUACUCAACGAUUACCUAAUCCAUUAUUAUUUGACUCAACUACCACUCCUGCAACAUGA
This is a messenger RNA of Rotaria sp. Silwood2, 963 nucleotides long. The record is from the annotation of a GenBank genome assembly. Lineage: Eukaryota; Metazoa; Rotifera; Eurotatoria; Philodinida; Philodinidae.